AUCGAGCAUAAAAAUAUAGUGAUAAUCGCACUAAUUUUGUGAACUAAGUUGCAGACAUUGGAAAGUGGAAAAAAAUACAAAUACUACAAGUCAAUGUGCAAAACCCUGAUGAUAGAGGAUAUUUUGUCCAACAACUCGAAUGUCGAAAAUGCCAAAAAGCUGACGGAGGAAAACAUUGUAUUGAGCGAAAAAUAUCAGAGCUCCAAGAAAGCUUUAAAAAAGACACUGGACAACGUCGAAUUUUGGAAAUACCGUUACGGAUCGUAUUUUGACGAAUCCUACGUCGGGAAAGAUCAAAUAGAUAAAAGAGAAAUACUGAAGUUGAUAAUUUCAACGUUCAAUCUAUUGAUUAGUAAAGGAUAUAUGUGCUAUUGGAAAUCAAUGGCCAAGCUACUGACGAAAAACGCAAAGCUCUGGACGACGCCGACGCACGACCAAUCCGGAAUGAUCUUUAAGGUCAAUUUUCCGUUCGAUGAAAAUACAAAUUUAAAAAGAAACAAUAAUCAUAAAAACGAUGGGUUUAAGUCCUUGGAGUAUUAAAACAAUAAUAUUGUUGUUCCUGUAUAAUAACAAGGCACACACUAUUUGAGGAGAUCUAAGAAAGCUGGUCGAAAACAUUACAUCGCAAGGUAGUUCAUCACAAACGAUUUGCCAACAAUUCGUCAAUAACACUGAAUUAUUUUUCACCAAUUAUACGAAUUUAUUAAUUUACAUAUUAUUUA
Molecule: messenger RNA, 722 nt
Organism: Acyrthosiphon pisum (pea aphid)
Lineage: Eukaryota; Metazoa; Arthropoda; Insecta; Hemiptera; Aphididae
Exons: 4
Coding region: 94-540 (148 amino acids)
Source: RefSeq, a predicted model, not a curated record